Messenger RNA from Plectropomus leopardus (leopard coralgrouper), 777 nucleotides. It is a transcript of the gene ccdc172, whose product is annotated as coiled-coil domain containing 172. Lineage: Eukaryota; Metazoa; Chordata; Actinopteri; Perciformes; Serranidae. The record is from RefSeq and is a predicted model, not a curated record. Gene Ontology annotation, cellular component: cytoplasm.
AUGAGUUUAGAUACACUCUUUCAACAAAUUCUUCUGACUGAACAACAGUUAACUGAACAGACACAAAAACUCAAAGAAGUCAAAGUGGCCAUCAUUAGAUGCAAUGAGAAGAUCAAGAGUGCCACUGAAAAGUAUAAAAAGACCAAUGAGGAACUGGAUAUGAAGGCUCAGCGGUUGUCUGCGGUGAGGCUGCAGCACGACCUGAUGAGGAAAUGUGAAGACCAGAUGUUGAAGCAAAAUGAGGAGCUGCUCUGCCAGAACAGACAACUCAGGGAACGUCUGGCCAAGAUAAAGUGGGAGUCUAAAGAAGAAGAGAAAAACUUCCUCCAAGAGAUCUCGAAGUUCAACAGUGACUUCAGUCUUCGGGAGAACAGAGACGUAGUGUUCGAGAGCCAAACACACACUGAGAUCCUGGACCUGGAGAGGGAGGUGGACUCACUACACAAAGAGAUGGAGCUGAUGAGCAGCAGGAGCAGUCACAUGAGCUCCGUGCAGGAGGAGAAGAGAGCGCUGCGGCUCAAACUGCAGGGCCUGGAUAACAUCCGGAAAGAGCUGGAUCAGCAGCUGAUUGAGGCUGAAGCCGUGACAGAAUCUCUGCGAGCCGAGAGGCUGUUUGUCAGUCAGAAACCUCUCACUGACAGCACCUGUCUGAGGCUGAGAAAGGAGCUGGAGAUGCAUAAAGAAGGAGAGCUGGAGCGGCUGCGAGAGGCGCUCAGCUCAGAAAUACAACUCCUCAAGUCGAAGCUGAACAGCAGCCAGGGAAAUGAGCAGCAUUAG